AAGAUGAAUCUGACGAAGCCACGUUUCAUGCUUGGCGGAACGCCACGUAGCUCCAUGGCUGCAUGCAGGGCGACACGUAUCACGUCGGUUAUAUUAUGCUUUCCGUUCCCGUAUCUUCCGGCCUUUAUCAGUUGCACACGUACUACAUGAACAGCCGCCAUUAAUCAUAUCCAAUUUUCUUCAGAAGAAUCUGCCGGACAGGAAAAAUGGUGAAAUUAGCGUCGGCGAGAGAUUGCCGAGUAUACGGGCCGGGGCGAUCGCGGAGCAGAGCGGAAUACAUGAACGCCGGCUUGUAUGUCUUCUCGACGGUUGUACUGUUGUGCGGUUUUGCGGCGGAGCUGUCGCGGGAGCCGAAAUCGGGGCUAGUUCUCUUGCUCAUAGCUUUCGCGCUCAUCGCCGUAGUGAAUUUUCACGAUCUCUUGGCUCACCUCGCCGGCCUUGAUUUCCGGCUGUCGUUGUUCGCCUACGACACGCAACUUGCCGUCGUCGAGUUCGCCGCGCCGCUGCUUCACAUCCUCGGCUGCCUCUGCUCUUUCCUCGGAAUCCUUUUCCUCUUCAUCCAGGAAGAAAAGGGGAAUUAUAGGUACUAUGAACUGGAGAAGCAAGCUUUGAGCCUGUUGAUUGCGGGGCCUACACUGUGGCUGCUAGGUUCAAUCCUGAAUUCAUGUCAGAUAUACGAGAGAGCCGGCGGGCACAUGCAGAUUCUGCAACAAAGCAUCCACAUUCCGUUCCUGAUGGGGAGUUUGCUGUUUCUAGUGGGAGCAAUUCUUAAUUUCACCAGCAAAGACAACCACCAUACUCAACUCAUAUACCAUAGUUUCAGAUCAUUACUGAGUGGGAUGUGGGUGUGGGUGGGGAUAUGCGGGAGCACGUUGCUAUUUGUGGGGGGUUUGGCGAACGUGGUGAAAGUGUUCAACGUACAGCAGAUGAGUGGAAUGAUGAGACUUGAGAAGCUGAGGGGCGGAGCGCAAGAGCGAUUGAUGCAUGAAAGAGAAGGCAGAAUGCCGCUUAUCUUAGACGAGGCAGAGAAGCAGAGGAGGAGAAAAAAGCCGCCGCAUGAGGAGUGGCAACCGGCGCCGGCAGCUCCGGUUCCCGCUCCGACUCCGUACAAGGAUGUUCUUGUCGGGAAUGUUUGAACACUUGUGCAUAUAUCCACACACCUCUUACAGCCUUAGAUUGUUAUUGGAGUUUUGUCGAUCUGUUGGACAAAUUAGUUUUAACCCUACUCUCAAUGUUUAUUUAAACAUUUUUUUAAAAGUUUUUGUAUGUAACUAAAAAUUACGAAACACCAAAUCCAAUGCAACUGCAUGAUAUCCUUGUAAGCA
This is a messenger RNA of Ipomoea triloba (trilobed morning glory), 1325 nucleotides long. RefSeq lists its product as uncharacterized. The transcript is spliced from 3 exons. Lineage: Eukaryota; Viridiplantae; Streptophyta; Magnoliopsida; Solanales; Convolvulaceae. The record is from RefSeq and is a predicted model, not a curated record. Bases 207 to 1136 code for a protein of 309 amino acids.